ACCAGCGUGUCCACUUUCUGCGAAGCUCUAUCAGGCUCAGAAAGUGAAAAGACUGUCCUUAGAGGAGCUGCUCACUCUGGUCAGAAAGGCUGUCAUGGAAGUGAGAAAACCAUAUCCUAAGAUAAGUGAAGUGGUGUGGCCAGAGCACACAGAGAGGAAAUCAAACAGCAAAGAAAUAUUUCUGUCAACCCAGGCUCUGUGUCAUCUCACGCCCAGCCCUUCCCCAAUGAAUGUGGCGAAGGAAGAGGAGCAAACGUCACAUACAGACAACCCAGAAGAAGAACAGCCUGUUAUUUACAAUAAUCAAGACCAUGUUUCAUCUUUUGAGGAUCUGAGCUCUGUGUCUGCCUCAUCCUUCACCUCAGCUUCAUCUCUGCCUCUGAUGAAACAGGAUCGUCCUUAUGUGUACGAGAGGACUUUGACUCUGCAGAGGAUUUCUUCUCUGCUCACUGACGGAGAGAACCAAAGCAGCGAAGAUGAAGAAGAGGAAGAAGAAGAGAGCAGAACCCCUUCUUCAAACGAUGCCCUGCCAGAUAGCCGAGAGCUGCUGCUAACACCAGAUGGCGCCACAGACCCUACCUCUAUCAACAGCUUGAACAAAGACAAUUCGAUGGAACUGAUGCUUUCCCCAGGGGGAGGUGAAGAAGACAAGAAUAGGAUAGAAGAGAAUAUUUUCACAGUUGAUGAACCUUCCAUGGAUGAAAACCAUCCGUCUGACACAAGGCUGAAUCUCCAUUCUGACAACCAAUCAGUGCCUGAUUUCCUCUCACCUGACUAUGAAAAAGGUGCCAGCUGCAGCUGUGAAGGAGUGUCUGAAGGUAUCAUUCAUGGUCCCCCAGAUGUCAACCGAGAAGAACAAUCAGACUGGCUCCCUUUGCAGGUUUUCAGUUGUAGUGAAGCAGCCACAUCCGACAGUUUCCUGGAAAAGAAAAUUAAUCAGACAGCAGCUGAGCAUCACCAGCAAGAGGCACCACUCAGAUGCUUCAAUCAAGACCUCCCCUGUACCCCGUCUGACACCACCCACGACCUGCUCACUGACCUUCACCAGAGCUUUGUUUUAAAGGAACCUAAACCCAGUGGCUCACCACAGACCACUGAGCAGGACAGGUCCCUCCCCACCACCAUGUGCAGCUCUACCUUCCUCACACAUCUUCAGGGCGUCUCUCUGACCUCCAUCCCAACCUGCAGCAUCAAAACCACCUCUGCUCCUUCUGAUGCCACCAAUGACAGCGCCUCAAAAUACAGAAUAGAAAUGGAUGAACUCUGUGUCCAAGGCAGCAUGGGCAACUGGUGGCAACAGAGCACUGAGACUUGUACAGAUUCAAGGGGUGUCUUAUCUGCCGCAGAACCAGGAGCAGGCAUCUCAUCAGAUAAUAAGAGGCCUUCCCUUGUCCUAACUCAGCCAUACAACUACAGUCUGCUCAACUUUAUGGACUUCACCACAAAGCAAAAAGGAGACAACAGCAAACAGGAGGAGAAAGAGGAGGCCGCAGGUUGGAGCAGUUCAAUGAGAGCUUCACAAGGAGCCAUAAGGAGCGGAAGAACACGAUCCAGGAAAGGCAAACGAGUGAAGAGGAUGUGAAGAUACAACACUGUGACAAAGGGCUGUCUUUAAACAUGAUGCAUGUUUCAAAUCUGAGUAACUUAUCUAAAAAAAAAAUCAUAUUACACACUUGAUGAUCACCACCAACAAUUUUGACCGUCACAACAUCCAUCUCUUCUCUCUCAUCACUCACUUUGCCAGGUGUUUUUGACAGCAGCUCUUUCACUGAUAUUUCUUCACUGUAGUAUCACAUGUAAAAAAAAAAAAAAAAAAAAAAAACAC
Messenger RNA from Acanthochromis polyacanthus (spiny chromis), 1825 nucleotides. RefSeq lists its product as uncharacterized. Bases 95 to 1582 code for a protein of 495 amino acids. The record is from RefSeq and is a predicted model, not a curated record. Lineage: Eukaryota; Metazoa; Chordata; Actinopteri; Pomacentridae. The transcript has 9 exons.